This is a messenger RNA of Ochlerotatus camptorhynchus, 749 nucleotides long. RefSeq lists its product as uncharacterized. The coding region runs from base 386 to 736 and encodes 116 amino acids. Lineage: Eukaryota; Metazoa; Arthropoda; Insecta; Diptera; Culicidae. The transcript is spliced from 3 exons. The record is from RefSeq and is a predicted model, not a curated record.
UAAACUCACAGAAAAAUCUGUCUACUCCAGGUACGGUGACGUAUACCAUAAGUCGGCGAGGCAGGCGUCAAAUCUGCUACCUCGGGUUCACUUUCGAGAUGGAGAAGGAGCGGAUAGGGUCCACCAGCUGGCGUUGCUGUCAGGCCAAACCGCUAAAAUGCAAGGCACGAAUUAUCGAGCGAGUUAAUAAGUUCGGUGAACCGACGUAUGAGAUUGUCCGAUCCGUGCACAAUCACGACAUCAUUACCGAACGGAGGCCCCGGGGCACGUUGAAAGGGUGGAAUAAGCUGCUAAUUUAUAAGAGUGAUCAAUAAAUCGAUUCUGAGCGGAAAUAUUGCGUGUUUCUAAUAUCAUUCUAGUAGCUUAGGGUUUGUACGGUCUAGUAAUGGUGUCUACUUCAUCAACAGGUGGCGCUCACGAGGUACAGUACAUCGUUAGCGCUCGAGGAGGCUUGCAACUGUGUGUCGAUGGCUACCGCUACACCCGGGAUCGAAUCAAGGACAACGGAAUCACCUAUCGCUGCGUGCACUACAAACCACUGGGAUGCAAAGCACGUGCCAAAACGGACAAAGAUAAAUCCAAACUGCGAGUGAUCGAUGCCGAGCACAAUCAUCCGAGGAAUAUGGAUCGCCGAAAAAGUGGAGCCCUGCGAAAACUUCUGGAAGAGCGCAAACGUGAACAUCAGGAAACCGUCGUGACUCGAACGUCCACCCGUCAAACGCAAAAAAAUGAUUAAAUAUAUACAUUCG